Messenger RNA from Camelina sativa (false flax), 2328 nucleotides. NCBI's taxonomy places the organism in Eukaryota, Viridiplantae, Streptophyta, Magnoliopsida, Brassicales, Brassicaceae. The record is from RefSeq and is a predicted model, not a curated record.
CAAUGUCAAUGCUUUUGUAUUUUCAUUUUGUUUCUCUUAGCGUUAAUGUUGGGAAAUAAAAUCAAAGAAUCGAAACGAAAUCUUUCUCAGAGCCCAUCGAAGCUUCCGAUCAUCGGAAACCUACACCAGCUUGACAGCUUCAAGAUCGUCUUGAUAUAAUCAACUCGCUCUUAGAUAUGAUACAUAUAAGCAAGAGCAUGAAGAUCACCAUUUAUCAUCCAAGUAAGCAAACAAAUCUCUCUACUUCCUCAUUCUCGAGUAUAACGUAUAUAUGUAUCUUUAAAUCUAAUGUCUUGGUUGACAUAGAAUAUUUAUCUCGCUGAAGUAGACACCAUUCAAACUCACCAUUGAUCAUUCAACGGUGGAACUCAUUAGAAACCCUAGGGUGAAGAAAAAAGCUCAAGACGAUAUCCAUGUAAGAGAACCAUUGGACUCAAAUGUGAAGAUGUGCUCGGACAAUGAUACAAGCCCAACAAUGAAGUCCACUUCGCAGAAAAAGACAAACAAGGGAGCUUCCUAGAAACAGAGUAUCAACGGUACGAAGAGGGAGACACUCCAUCUGAAGAAUCGAUUCAACGUUCUCGAAUCUUCACCUGAUGACUCACUAGAGACAGCUGGAGGAUAAGAUAUUUUACCUAUUCUAGAUUGUUCGAUCGAGUGGUCUAUAAAAUGUAAAUAUUAACCAUCUUUGUAAAUUUGUCGAAAGCAAUAAUCUUUUUCAAGUCAGUCCAAAGUUCUCUCCUUUCUUUCAUGGUAUUGGAGUCCUUGUAAACCCUAACAGGUGAAACAAUGGCCGCCACUUUUCCUUUUCCAGACAAUGUCCACGUCACCAGCUCUAUCACUCUAAAGCUGACUGACUCAAACUACCUUUUGUGGAAGACACAAUUCGAAUCUCUGUUGUCAAGUCAAAAACUCAUCGGUUUUGUCAAUAGUGCCGUCAAUGCGCCUGCUCAGACUCGCCUCGUCGUCAAUGGUGAAGUCUCCAGUGAAGUCCCAAAUCCUCAGUAUGAGUCGUGGUUCUAUACCGAUCAACUUGUUCGUUCUUGGUUGUUUGGUAUUCUGUCUGAAGAAAUCCUCGGUCAUGUUCACAAUCUCCAAACUUUGCGUGAGAUCUGAUUGUCUCUCGCAGAGAAUUUCAACAAGAGCAGUUGCCAGAGAGUUCUCCCUCCGUCGAAGUCUGCAGCUCCUGUCCAAGAGAGAAAAGGCUUUACCAACCUAUUGUCGAGAGUUUAAGGCGAUUUGUGACUCCUUGAGCUCCAUUGGGAAACCAGUUGAUGAAUCCAUGAAAAUCUUUGGUUUUCUCAAUGGACUGGGCAGAGACUACGACCCCAUCACGACAUUUAUCCAAAGUUCCCUGAGCAAGCUCCAAGCUCCAACGUUCAAUGAUGUGAUUGCUGAGGUCCAAGGAUUUGACAAAAAGUUGCAGUCGUAUGAGGACACUUCCUCACCAUCUCCACAUCUCGCCUUUAACACUGACAAAACGAACCCAUGUGCUUUGCAAUACCAACCAAACAACCGUGGGAAAGGUCGAUUCGGUCAGAACAGAGGCAGAGGUGGUUACUCAUCAAGGGGUCGAGGCUUUCCCCAGCAUCAGUCGUCCUGUUCAUCUCAGGGAGAGAGACCAGUUUGUCAAAUAUGUGGACGUAUCGGUCACACAGCUAUCAAGUGUUACAACCGAUUUGACAACAACUAUCAGAGUGAAGCCACCACUCAAGCCUUCUCCUCUCUGCGUGUAUCCGAUGAUAGUGGAAGGGAAUGGCAUCCUGACUCUGGAGCUACUGCACAUGUCACCUCCUCAACUUCUGGUUUACAUGCUACGGCUUACAAAGGUAAUGAUACAGUGAUGGUAGGAGAUGGAGCUUAUCUCCCUUUUACUCAUGUUGGAUCCACCAUCAUCUCUUCUGCUAAAGAAAGUGGUGUCAAAGGGUUCUUGUAAAGCAUGACUCUAUGUGAUGGAGAAUCAAGCGUUUGUGGCUCUCUACUCCAACCGUCAGUGUGCAGCGACAGAAGAUGUUUUGCAUCAUAGACUUGGACACUCAAACUUGAAGAUUCUCCAGCAACUUCAAAACAUCAAGGCAAUACAAGUGAAUAAGAGCAUCACUUCCCCAGUUUGUGAGGCUUGCCAGAUGGGGAAAAGUUCUAGAUUACCGUUUUUAGAUUCUGAUUCUCGUGUUUUACAACCCUUAGAUCGAGUCCAUUGUGAUCUCUGGGGUCCCUCACCAGUUGUAUCAAAUCAAGGAUUCAAAUACUAUGCAGUUUUUAUUGAUGAUUUCUCAAGAUAUUCUUGGUUCUACCCCUUGCAUCACAAAUCAGACUUUGCUUCAGUCU